Molecule: messenger RNA, 5885 nt
Organism: Gadus morhua (Atlantic cod)
Lineage: Eukaryota; Metazoa; Chordata; Actinopteri; Gadiformes; Gadidae
Gene: nfatc1
Product: nuclear factor of activated T cells 1
Biological process (GO): calcineurin-NFAT signaling cascade; cytokine production; regulation of transcription by RNA polymerase II
Cellular component (GO): transcription regulator complex
Molecular function (GO): DNA-binding transcription factor activity, RNA polymerase II-specific; transcription factor binding; RNA polymerase II cis-regulatory region sequence-specific DNA binding
Source: RefSeq, a predicted model, not a curated record
ACAGAAACCCACCGCACACUGCCAACAUGCUGCUCGCUGCCAAAGAUAGCAACGAGCCCGCCUUCGAGUGGCGAGCUCUGGAGAAAGCAGGGGUCGGGUUAUAGACACAGACCACAGCGAGUGGCCUAUGGAAACCUCUGUGAAGAUGUUCGGUAAAGCGUGUCAAAUGAUAGGCUUGUGGGACUUAGAAUGUAUAUAGACCUCUCCAUGUACCACAAUGGGCAAUGAUGUGCUGGUAAGCCUAUGGUGGCAUACUCCGUCACCAAGAAGUGAAAACAUUUUUUUUUCUUAAUCAUAACGUUGAGAGCCAGGAAAUGUUGAUAUCAAGAUCAAAAAGGAAGUGAUCUUGUACAUAAUAUCUGUGUGCUUUUGGAUGGGUUUGCCUAUAUUUAUCCGGAUUCAGUGACAUGCUUGGCGAGCAUACUCACCACUCCAUGCAUCCAAAACACUGCGUUGUUCACGCUGCAGGCUGUUAAAUCAACAGGUUCCUUAGCACCGUCCACAACUUUUCAUGAAUGGUUCAAACGAUGAAAAUGGAAGUAGUUCAGCGUAAGUCCACUCAGUUGUAGUGUUAAACUGUGGAGGAAUAGGCGCCACUAAAUCUUAAUCAUGGGAGGGAUUCCAUGUGCAUUUUAAUCAUGUUGGCGGGUAGACAAGCGAAUGUCGUUCGCUGCUUAAUGAGCGCGAUAGAUAUUUCAAAAUCUAACUGACGUUAAUUUACGUUUUGACGCAUUUCGGGGAGGCGUACCACUUCAUAAAGCUGUUAAACUGGAAUAGUCCUUUAUCUGUUUACAGUAUGUUUUCCCCACGUUCACCAGGCUUAAUUUCAUUAUCCAGCGUCAAACUCAAGGCUUUUAUGCAUCUUUAGCCCCCGGGGUCAGAUUUCUAGACGUGCCUAAUUAGACUGUUUCUGCUUUUGGAAACCCCAGCGAAAGAAAAUAUCUUCCUUACCCAUCUGGUGGUUGAAGUCUGAAGAUGCGUCAUCAGUGUCGGGGGCGGCGCGUGGCGGCGAUGGUGAUCCCCGGGUUUAUAAGCGCGGAGGGUCCUCGCUGCGCGAGGGCAGUGCGUCACACAGAUCAGCACGAGCGAAGGAUCCCCUUUCACCGAAUCAUAAUUCCCUUUCUAAAAAAACAAGGACAUAAAUAAGUAAUUUUAAGAGUGGUCAUCUCCAGCGCAGUCAUGAUGUCUCUUGAUAUUUUGUCGUGCCGGCGUUUUAGUUUGUGAGGCAGAACGCAUUGUUUGUUGUUUUUUUUUAUAAUCUUUUCGGUCUUUUAUAUUUUUUCGAGGAUCUUUCUUGACACUUUCUGCGGUUGUACGUUGCGAGCAGAUCCAGAGCAGUCGGGGAAUCAAACCGCCCCUAUAUGGAUAAAAAGCGCGUCCACAUCUGUCAAAGUUGUUCUAGCUGCGUUCAAAGUUUGAUUUCAGAAGUUGUUCCCAGCAACAAGGAGAAAAUGAAAUCGGCAGAAGAAGACGCCUACAGCUACACCCCCAACGUGGAGCCUCUCCUGGCCCUUGGGGGCCCCUGCCUGGCGUCCUCCCAGUACCACGGCCUCAUGCAGAGCAGCCCCACCAUCUCCGUCUCCGUCAGCUACGACGCCGGGGACGAUGGCCCCGCGGCCGGCUACUACACGACCGGCGGGCCCCUGGCCAACGGGGGGGGGGCCCCGGCGCUGGAGAGCCCGCGCAUCGAGAUCACCACGUACGGCCAGUUCCCCGGCGACGAGGGGGCCGAGGAGAGCUGCCUGCCCCUGGGCAAGCGGCUGAACUCCAUCGUCACGCUGACCCUCCCCAACGCCGACGGCUACCGGGACCCCAGCUGCCUCAGCCCGGCCAGCAGCGUGUCGUCGCGCAGCGGCCACUCGGACGCCUCGUCCUACGAGUCGGGCUUCUCCUACCACUACGACCACUCGCCGCAGAACUCGCCCUGGACCUCGCCCAGCGUCUCCCCCAAGGGCUCCACCCUGGCCCUGCCCGGCGGCGGCGGCGGCGGCGGCGGGCCCCGGGGCAACGGCGGCGGCUCCCCGCUCCACUCCUCCUCGCCCUGCGCCUCCCCCGGGACGGACCCCUGGGCGGGGGCCCUGCGGGGGUCCCGGCCCAACUCGCCCUGCGGCGCCAAGAGGAAGUACAGCUUCAACGGGGGCGGGACGGCGUCCCACCCGGCGCGGCCCGCCUCCUCCUUCCCGUACUCCCCCGGCGGCUCCCCGGGGCCCUCCCCCCGGGGCUCUCCCCGCCUCAGCGUGACGGAGGAGUCGUGGCUCCCCAACACCAACCAGUACACCAACUCGGCCAUCCUGGCCGCCAUCAACGCGCUGACCACCGACGGCGUGAUCGACAUGGGGGAGGGCGUGCCCGUCAAGGCCCGCAAGACCAGCCUGGACCCCGGCAUCAGCCUGAAGACGGAGCCGCGGGGGGGCGAGGGUCCGGGCUCCGGGGGGGAGCUCGGGACCCCUUGCGGCCGUCUGGCCCUGAAGAAGGAGAGCUACUGGGGGUUCCUGGACGUGCCGCAGCACCAGUACUCGUGGUCCAAGCCCAAGCUCUACGUCAGCCCGUCGCUGCCCGCCCUGGACUGGCACCUGCCCAGCAGCUCUGCCUACAGCCUGCAGAUGGAGGUGGAGCCGCGCUCCCACCACCGGGCCCACUACGAGACCGAGGGGAGCCGGGGGGCCGUCAAGGCUCUGGCGGGGGGGCACCCCGGUCGUCCAGACUCCAGCUCCACAGGCCUUCCCCCCCCCAAAAACAAUGUGGCGCGCUCCAACAUCAACCUGCGCCGCCGGAGCCCUCUCCACGGCUACAUGGAGAGCGAGCCCCUGACGCUGCAGCUCUUCAUCGGCAGCGCCGACGACCGGCUGCUGCGGCCCCACGCCUUCAACCAGGUGCACCGCAUCACGGGCAAGACGGUGUCCACGCCCAGCCACGAGGCGCUGCAGAGCAGCACCAAGGUGCUGGAGAUCCCCCUGCUGCCGGAGAACAACAUGCGGGCCCUAAUCGACUGCGCCGGAAUCCUGAAGCUUCGUAAUUCUGACAUCGAACUUCGGAAGGGCGAGACGGACAUCGGACGGAAGAACACGCGUGUGCGUAUGGUGUUCCGCGUGCACCUCAACCAGCCCACCGGCAGGACGCUGUCGCUCCAGGUGGCGUCCAAUCCCAUCGAGUGCUCCCAGAGAUCGGCCCAGGAGCUGCCCCUGGUGGACAAGCAGAGCCUGAGACCUGUGUGGCCCCCGGGGCCAAGGAUGCUCCUGAGCGGACACAACUUCCAGCAGGACUCCAAGGUGCUGUUUGUGGAGAAAGGCCCAGGACACAUCCGUCCCCCGCUCUCCCCUUGUGUCAAGUCCAGCGCGUUAUGUGACGGUUUCGGUUUUGGUUUCGGUUUGUUCCCCGUGUGGACCGGGGGCCCCCGGCGCACGCUGGGCCCCGACGGGAGCCCUGUCGGCGGGCCGCUGAGGAAGCUAUCCCGUUUUUUGUCGACUGUGUUUCUGCAUCAGACCUCGAUCCUGGUGGAGGUCCCGCCCUACCGGAACCAGAGGAUCUCCACGCCGGUGCCCGUCAACUUCUACGUGUGCAACGGCAAGAGGAAAAAGAGCCAGUACCAGCGCUUCACCUACGUCCCCGCCAACGUUCCCACCAUUAAGAUGGAGCCACGGGACGACUACGACGCCCCCCUGCUGUGCGUCCAACGCGGCCCCGCCCUCCCGCCGAACCCCAAGCCCUACUACGCCCCGCCCCCCUCCAUGAUGAGCUCCGCCCCCGUGGGCCAGCAGCCGGCCCCGCCCUCCUCGCUCUCCUCCUCUUCCUCGCCCAGCACCAGCCCCAAGCUGCACGACCUCUCCCCCUCCACGCCCUUCCCCACCAGGGGCCUCUCCCCCCCGGGGCCCCGGUCCCCCGCCGGGCCCCCCCACGUCUCCAUCAUCCAGGAGACGCCCGGGCGCUACUCCGGCUCCGGCCUCUACCCCCCCAGCAGCGCCUCGUCCUCCCCAGGGUCGCAGCCCUCCACGCCGGGCACCACGGGGCCCGAGGCCCCCUUCUCCCCCGGCCCUGCCCCGCCCUCCAGGCUCAGCCCCGCCGCCAGCCCCCGGGGCCCCCAGCAGAGCCAGCCCGCCAAGGGGCCGGACCGAGGCCGGGCCCCCCCGCAGGACGGUGAGGGUGGAGGCGGGCCCCUACCGCUGGCCCUCAGCAUCAAGCAGGAGCCUCAGGAGCUGGACCAGAUGUACCUGGACGACGUCAACGAGAUCAUCAGGAACGACCUGUCCAGCAUCUCCGUCAACAGCAACGCAUAGCUUCCUGUUCCCAUGGAAACAAAACAAGAACAACAACACCUAAACAAAGGGAAACACACAAAUAUUUCCCCCCUUGCCGCUCCCCAAAAAAACUAAAGUAUCUAAAUAUACUGUGCCCUGUGUGCUCGGACUACAGCAUUCAGAAAACAACAGAGUAUCCAGGAAAUACAACAACUACAAAGACGUUCAGAAAUACCAGGUGUGUGCCUUGUGUUUCAUAAAGCUUUUUGUAUUCACUGCCUUGUUUUUAGAUACUUUGAUCAGGUAGGUAGCACCUCAACCCCCGAAGUAUACUCUUAGUGGACCAAGUGUGUGUGCGUGCGCGCGUGUGUGUGUGUGUGUGUGUUUGUGUGUGUGUUUGAGAGAAAGAACGGGAUGGGGAGACUUGGGGAGAUAGUCUUUUCUCUGUUUGUAAAUUAAACAUUGUAUAUACCUGUAGUACUCCAGCUUGCAUAGCUGGCAUUACACUCAGACAUUAGAAAAUGAAAAUAUAGCCACGGUGCCUUGGGCCGGAAACAGGAGUAACGCAUUGGAACUAAAAUUGUAUUCUUUUCUGGGACGUCAGUCCGUGUCGUUUUGAACCCGUUCGCCAGAGAGUUUGUGUUAUUAGGUUCUUUCCUUCAUUCCCUCUCAACGCUGCGCGCUUAACCACUACAGAGUAAUUAAGCCACAGGUUUAGUGCCUUGUACAAAAAUGAACAAAUACUGCAGAUGUACUUUACCAAAAUAAGAAUAUGCACUGCUAGGUUUAACAUUGAUGUGACAACAUGAAACUCAUCCUCCGUGGUUACCUUGCCUUUUAUACACUAUAGCCAAAAUUAGCUGUAAGAUAUUACCCAAAAAAAAUCUGCCGAAGUACUUUGUACAGUGUUUUAGGAUACUCAAACCAGUGUGCUAGCCUGAUGGUAGGGUGGUACACACAUUUUUCGUUCCUCAGCUUGUAAAUAACGUGUUUUCCAGGUAGACGUUCUGCGUCAGCAAUAAUGGACUUAAUAGACAUCAGCGGAAGCAAUCAUCUCAAUUUUGACAAAAAGCUUGAUUAUUAUUAAUCCACCUAAGCUAUGCAAUGAGCAGCAGCUGCAACAGCGUCUUUGGAAGAAUGUAUGCGUUAACAAUCUUGAUAGUGACGCACAACUUUAUUCCAAUGAAAAAUUACGGAUGGUGAGAAGCAAUAUAUAUAUAUAUAUAUAUAUAUAUAUAUAUAUAUAUAUAUAUAUAUAUAUAUAUAUAUAUAUAUAUAUAUGUAUGAAUUAAUGUUCGUUUUUUCCUUCAUCAUUUUUCUACCAACAUAUUUAUUCUUGUAGCAUGUGCUCUUUUUUUCUCUCGUUAAUCCUAGCGUUGCUAUGAUAUAAUGCACCCGCAUACUGUGGUUCGUUUAUCGGUUGGGGGUGCUCGAUGGCUCCCCCUUGAGGCUAAAACAUUCAGACCUACCGGAGUUCCAAAGUUGGGUUUGGAUAUUUAUGUCUAUUUAUGAGUCUUAAUCCAUGUAUGAUGACAAAGCCAUAGUGAAAUGUUUACUGGAAAGGUUGGGAAAGUAGUCUGAGAAUUAUGCCUUGUGAACCGAUUUGUGCAUUGUAUAAAAAUACAAAAUAAAUAAAAAGCCAUCUCUCUU